Molecule: messenger RNA, 1968 nt
Organism: Eriocheir sinensis (Chinese mitten crab)
Lineage: Eukaryota; Metazoa; Arthropoda; Malacostraca; Decapoda; Varunidae
Product: carbonic anhydrase 2-like
Exons: 9
Coding region: 660-1667 (335 amino acids)
Cellular component (GO): plasma membrane
Molecular function (GO): zinc ion binding; carbonate dehydratase activity
Source: RefSeq, a predicted model, not a curated record
GGAGGAACAAUUUAAAGUAACCUAACCAAACUAAGGCCGGUUCCCACUAUUCCGCUUUCACGAUUCAGUCGACAUAAAUGAGGUCAAAAUGACGUACCAAAACAGCGGCCGCGCGGCAGGGACGAGAUACAUUCCAUCGGUCAAUUGCACGCCAUUUGUUGACAAACAUGGACCGCACUGACCACAACGACCUCUUGUAUAUAUUAUUUUGUAUCUAAGUGCUUCCAUUUCAUAUCUUCAUAUGUAGAAUAUUCAACAUCACUGGACUGGCACCACCGCCACUACCCCAGACCCGAAAGUUAACUGAGUUCAUCUCUGGACGGGGCUCCGCGCGGGGCUCGGGUUCCGUUGAUGACGUCAUUGAUGAUCGACGGAAACGUGAAAACGGAAUAGUGGGAAAUCCGGCCUAACAUGAAGUGAGCAAGCAGAGAUAACACACCUGAUGGCGCGGCUGGCUUGUGACUGGCUGGCACGUUUGGAUUCGCUGGCAUUAGUAUACACAGUCUAAUUUGAAUAUCUUCAUUAUGUUUCCUUUUCCACAAACUUCUAAUCAUAAAACACAUUGCAGGUGACUACAGUCACGUAAUAUCUGGACACCGAGCCCUUGACGAACGCCCGCCCGCAGACGCAGAGCACACCGAGCCGCUGUCCUUGCAGCCAUGGAGCACCUUCCUGCCAUGAGGACGCUGCUGAUCCUUGUUGCCGUGUUGGCAGCCACCGCCACCCCCACCGAGUCACGACAUACUCACGACCACGAGGGAAGUGACAACGACUUGGAGUAUUGGGACAACAACCCCGACACCAAGCCGGACACCGACACAGAAGAAUACGCGCGUGUCUGCGAGGAAGGCGAUGCUGAUUGUGAUGAGUGCCAACACUGGAUGGAAGGCUACGAGAGAAAUGAACACGACUGGGGCUACGGGGACACCAACGGACCCAAAUUCUGGCCGGCCACCCACCCGGAGUGCGGCUGUUCCAAGCAGUCCCCCGUGGCGCUCGACACAUACCAAGCUCUCCUGAACACCUGCUGGUCACCCUUCGAGUUCACGGGCUACGAUUUCUGGCCGUCCUGCAUGAAAGUAAUAAACACGGGGCACGCAGUCGAGUUGAGAGCAAAGAUCGACGCGUCUGUGUCUGGCGGGAACCUGCCCUGCAACUACACCUUCUCGCGGUUCCACUUCCACUUUGGCGCCGAGGACGACCGCGGCUCCGAGCACACCGUGAAUGGCGACAGGUUCCCGGCGGAGGUUCACUUGGUGCACUACCUGGAAAGCACCGGCAGCUUUGAUAAGGCACUGACACACGACAACGGGGUGGCGGUGCUGAGCAUGAUGCUGGAACUGUCCUCGGAGGACAACCCACUUCUCGAGCCCAUCGUUGACGCCCUCACAAAAAUAACCAAGCCUGGAGAGUCUGUCUCCAUCACCCCCUUCCCCAUAUCGUACAUCCUGCCGAACAACCGUGAUAGCUUCUUCCGCUACAAGGGCUCCCUCACCACCCCGGAAUGCAAGGAGGUGGUGGUGUGGACGGUCUUCAGGGAAACCAUCCCCAUAUCGACGGCCCAGCUGGAGGAAUUCAGGAAACUGAAGGGCGCUGAUGGCGAACCCUUGGAAGACAACUACAGGCCCACCCAGGAACUCAACGGUCGCCAGGUGUACAUGUCCUAGAUGUACCAAGUGCCAUGCCAGCUGCCCUUACCCUCACGCCUGAAGAUCCUGACAUCUCCCACACGUGAAGUACAAACACAGGAAAGAAGGACACUAGUCAUGGCGAUGGUGAGGGGGAUAAACACUGCCGCGCACCCCACCAUGACCGGAGUGUUGACAAGCCAAGCCUUCUUGAUUGAUCUCUUAAACCUUGCAAAGGGGUGCCAUUUUUGGUUUUAAUAUGGACUACAGGAGGCGGUCUCAUAUUUUAUUGUGCCAAGACUAGUUUUAAUGUUAAAAUAAAAUUGAUUUUAUCAGUAUA